Messenger RNA from Microthlaspi erraticum, 1497 nucleotides. NCBI's taxonomy places the organism in Eukaryota, Viridiplantae, Streptophyta, Magnoliopsida, Brassicales, Brassicaceae. The record is from the annotation of a GenBank genome assembly.
AUGGCGGAUCCUGCGGCUGUCGUUGUUGCACGCACAAGAACAAGGAGAACCAUAGAUCCGUACGAUUUAUCAUCUGGUGACAAUCCCGAGAGUGUGAUUUCCCAACCUCUUCUCCGUGGCCCUAAUUAUGAUGAUUGGGCUACAAGUCUCCGACUUGCCCUAAAAGCAAGGAAGAAAUUCGGUUUCGUCGAUGGUACUAUUCCUGAACCAGCGGCGGAUAACGAAGACAAUGAAGAUUGGUGGGCAAAUAACGCCAUGGUGAUCUCGUGGAUAAAGCUUACCAUUGAUGAAAACUUGCGGUCUUCUCUCACUACGUAUGAGAAGGCACAUGACUUGUGGAACCACAUCAAGUGUCGUUUUGCUGUCAGAAACGGGCAACGCGUUCAACGUCUCAAGACAGAACUUGCGAAUUGCCAUCAAAAGGGUCUUGCAAUGCAAGAGUAUUACGGAAAAUUAACUCAGCUAUGGAGGAGCCUAGCUGACUAUCAACAAGCUAAAACCAUGGAGGAAUUAGCUAAGGAGCGUGAAGAAGACAAGCUACACCAGUUUCUUAUGGGUCUCGAUGAGACUGUGUAUGGUGCUGUCAAGUCUUCAUUACUGUCACGUGAUCCUUUACCCUCUUUGGAUGAAGCGUACCAAGUUUUGGCACAAGAUGAAGAAGCUAAAGUCACGAGUCGUCUUCUUACUACUCGCACCGAGGAGAUGAGUUUUGCAAUUCAAACUUCAAAUGCAAAACAAACUUUCUCUAACUCAAAUAGAGGAGGUACAACAUGUCUUGUUUGCACCUAUUGUGGAAAAACAGGUCACUCGGCUGACGUGUGCUUCCGCAAGAUGGGAUAUCCGGAAUGGUAUGGUGACCGUGGUCGAGGCAAGUCUGCACCACCGGCUGUCGGGCGAGGUCGUAGUAUACCACCUGCUGUACGACCAGCUGCGGCUAAUGUGAUUGUUUCUACUCCACCAGCAGCAGCUCACGCAGCUAUUACAGGUGCAGAUCGGAUCGGGAUUAGUGGACUGACGGAUACGCAGUGGCAAACUUUGGUGAACAUUUUGAACGAACGUGAGCAGUCUGCAGGACCAACACUCACUGGUAAGAUCUCUGUUUCCUCUUGGAUUAUUGACACAGGUGCUUCUAAUCACAUGACUGGCUCUGUUCAUGCACUUGAUACGGUCUGUGACAUGUCUCCUGUUCCGAUAAAAUUGCCUGAUGGUCGUUUCACGAUCUCUACGAAAAAGGGAACAGUUCAGUUAGGGUCUGAGCUCAGUCUUCAGAAUGUCUACUUUGUUGAAGGGUUGAAAUGUCAUUUAAUCUCGGUGUCUCAGUUGACACGCGAUCAGACUUGCGUUUUUCAGAUCACUGACAAAUUGUGCAUUAUUCAGGACCGCAUUAUGAAGACGCUGAUUGGAGCGGGUGAGGAACGAAGUGGAUUGUAUUUCUUUAGAGCCAUGGAUGUUGCUGCUGCAAUGCAUAUCUCUACCAAGGCAUCGGCGGAUAUUUGA